Messenger RNA from Populus nigra (black poplar), 829 nucleotides. RefSeq names its product monothiol glutaredoxin-S7, chloroplastic. Lineage: Eukaryota; Viridiplantae; Streptophyta; Magnoliopsida; Malpighiales; Salicaceae. The coding region runs from base 84 to 602 and encodes 172 amino acids. The transcript has 4 exons. The record is from RefSeq and is a predicted model, not a curated record.
UAAAAAUGUGGCUUCUCAUUCCUCUCUCUUAAUCUGUCCGGAGACGACGACGACAACCAACAAGGGAGAAAGGCAUAUCGACGAUGGGUUCCCAGUCAUUGCUUGUGCUGCCAGCACCAACGAUGAUGAUUCCGUCUAAAAUUGCAGCAUCAUCCCUUGCGCCUCCUCGCCCUGGCCCCCUCUGCUUCCCUCGCGCUCUGACCAUCACUGAUUCGGUGGUUUUCAGAGUCAAGUCCAAUUCUGCUCGGAAUAAGCUUGCCUCCUCCAUACGUUGUGCAUUGACUCCUGCGCUGAAGACUACAUUGGAUAAAGUUGUUACAUCACACAAAGUUGUGCUUUUCAUGAAGGGAACCAAGGACUUCCCUCAAUGUGGAUUUUCACAAACUGUGGUGCAAAUAUUGAAGUCAUUAAAUGUACCCUUUGAAUCAGUUAACAUUCUAGAAAAUGAAUUGCUACGUCAAGGACUGAAGGAAUAUUCUAGCUGGCCGACGUUUCCUCAACUCUACAUAGACGGAGAAUUCUUUGGUGGCUGUGAUAUCACUGUUGAGGCAUAUAAGAGUGGCGAAUUGCAGGAACAAGUGGAAAAGGCAAUGUGCUCUUGAAAUUCUUCCAGUUGUGUGAAAUUCAGCUGCUGCUACUUGCAACUUGAAGCCAUGUAGGGUGUCAAAUCCAACUCUGAAAAAGCUGGUCACUAAUGUGUUUGGAAGAAAGGUCUUUCUCAAAUUAGAUCAGAACUAAUGAUCAUUAUGUAUUUUGUGCUGCAAGCAUAGCAGAUUAACGUAUACAAGAUUUGCGUAUAGAAGAAACACUUUCUUUGCUUUUGCUUUCA